Panthera uncia (snow leopard) is the source of this 3892-nucleotide messenger RNA. RefSeq names its product inhibitor of growth family member 3 (gene ING3). The transcript has 12 exons. Bases 185 to 1441 code for a protein of 418 amino acids. Gene Ontology annotation, biological process: regulation of DNA-templated transcription. Gene Ontology annotation, cellular component: NuA4 histone acetyltransferase complex. The record is from RefSeq and is a predicted model, not a curated record. Lineage: Eukaryota; Metazoa; Chordata; Mammalia; Carnivora; Felidae.
GUGAGGCAAGCGCCGUCAGGCGCCAAAGUGGUUUUUUUUUUUCUUUUUUUUUUUUUUUUUUCCGCCGAAGCUGAGCGGGUGCUGCUAGCGGAGGCGCCAUAUUGGAAGGGACAAAACUCCGGCGACAGCGAGUGACACAAAUAAACCCCUGGACCCCCUCGUUCCCCCAGCUCUAAGGGCCGCGAUGUUGUACCUAGAGGACUAUCUGGAAAUGAUUGAACAGCUUCCAAUGGACCUGCGGGACCGCUUCACUGAGAUGCGCGAGAUGGACCUGCAGGUGCAGAAUGCAAUGGAUCAACUAGAACAAAGAGUCAGUGAAUUCUUUAUGAAUGCAAAGAAAAAUAAACCGGAGUGGAGAGAAGAACAAAUGGCAUCCAUCAAAAAAGAUUACUAUAAAGCUUUGGAAGAUGCAGAUGAGAAGGUACAGUUGGCAAACCAGAUAUAUGACUUGGUAGAUCGACACUUGAGAAAGCUGGAUCAGGAACUGGCUAAGUUUAAGAUGGAGCUGGAAGCUGAUAAUGCUGGAAUUACAGAAAUAUUAGAGAGGCGAUCUUUGGAAUUAGAUACUCCCUCACAGCCAGUGAACAAUCACCAUGCUCAUUCACAUACUCCAGUGGAAAAAAGGAAAUAUAAUCUGACUUCUCACCAUACAACAACAGAUCAUAUUCCUGAAAAGAAGUUUAAAUCUGAAGCUCUUCUAUCUACCCUUACAUCAGAUGCAUCUAAGGAAAAUACAUUAGGGUGUCGAAAUAACAAUUCUACAGCCUCUUCCAACAAUGCUUACAACGUGAAUUCCUCCCAACCUCUGGCAUCCUAUAACAUUGGCUCAUUAUCUUCAGGAACUGGUGCAGGGGCAAUUACCAUGGCCGCAGCUCAAGCCGUUCAAGCCACAGCUCAGAUGAAAGAGGGACGAAGAACAUCAAGUCUAAAAGCCAGUUAUGAAGCGUUUAAGAAUAAUGACUUUCAGCUGGGAAAAGAAUUUUCAAUGCCCAGAGAAACAGCUGGCUAUUCAUCAUCUUCAGCACUCAUGACUACAUUAACACAGAACGCCGGUUCAUCAGCAGCCGACUCACGGAGCGGGAGAAAGAGCAAAAACAACAACAAGUCUUCAAAUCAGCAGUCCUCCUCCUCCUCCUCCUCCUCCUCUCUGUCAUCGUGUUCUUCUUCAUCAGCCGUCGUCCAAGAGAUGUCUCAACAGACAACAGUGGUACCAGAAUCCGAUUCAAACAGUCAGGUUGAUUGGACUUACGACCCAAAUGAACCACGAUACUGCAUUUGUAAUCAGGUAUCCUAUGGUGAGAUGGUGGGCUGUGAUAACCAAGAUUGCCCUAUAGAGUGGUUCCAUUAUGGGUGCGUUGGGUUGACAGAAGCUCCAAAAGGAAAGUGGUACUGUCCGCAGUGCACCGCCGCUAUGAAGAGGAGAGGCAGUCGGCACAAAUAAAGGUGGUCAUUUCAUGUGAGCAAGGAAAAACUUCAACUAAAUGUUUUAUAUGGGACUUUAAAACAGAAGAAAAGAGAAAAGAGAAACAAUGCAUUUCCAGGCAACCACUUCAAGGAUUUACAUAGACAAUCCUGUAAGAUCUUGAACUUGAAUUUUAUGGGUUGUAUUUUAAUAAUGUAAGUAAAUUAUUUAUGCACUCCUGGUGUGCUACGAAUAUUAUUCCAGUUAGCCUUGGAUUCUUUCAGUGGCCAACAUAUGCAGACAUUUGUACUCCUCAACCAGUUUCUCAAAGUAAUGGGCAUUCUAUAAUUUAGACUUCAGAGAAUUCCAACGAUGAAGAUUUUAAGAAAAGCAUUUUAUAUUCAACAGGUAUGUUCUGCUGCAUGUACUGUACUCCAGAGCUGUUAUGUAACACUGUAUAUAAUGGUUGCAAAAAAAAAAAAAAAAAAAAAAAAGUCAGUGCUUCUAAAAAAAAUUUAAGAUAAUGGUUUUUAAAACGCCUUUAUAAUAAGCUUUGUUUCUUUGUGAAACUAAAUUCAGCAGGCUGAAGGAAAUGGUUCAUGUGAUAAAGUGGGCUGGUGUCCUCUAGAGUACCUGGGUACAUAAACAGAAACUCCUGUAGGUAAAAACGAAUCUGUGCCAUUAGUCUUUAUAUGUUUCUGCAUCCAGAUAGAGUGCAGUUCAUGGGCGGGGAGGGGGGGCGGGGGAGGGGCUGAAGGGCAAAGGGUGUUAAAGUGAUACAUUUUUAUACCAAAUGUGUUUAUUUUUUUGUGCAAGUAAUCCUUAAAAUUGGAAUUGUAUUAGGUGUUAAAAUAAAGUUUUUAAAAAAUUACUUGUAUUUAUACUUUACACACUCAAUAAGGAAAAUUUCUUAAUUCCAGUUAACUUCCAGUUUUCCUAAUCUAAAAAGGACAGAGGCCCAGGACACAGAAUGCUAUGUAAUCUGUGAUUUCUUAAACAAUGCUUGGAAUUCGGGACGUAAAAAUAAGGGAAAGACAUUUUUAAUGUAAAUUUGAAAUGCAAAUGUAUUUUUCUAGAACAUCUCUCUGGCUUUUCCUUCAGUCUAAGGGACAUGAAAACAGUCUAAUUAUAGUAGAUAAAAUAGAAAUAAUGGUUAUAGAUGUUUUGACUUUAGGCAGUGUGGCCAAUUUAAAUAAAGAGACCUCCUGGAUUAGAGCUUAAAAUUCAGUUCUAUUUCGGAUACUACCACAUAUUGGUAUGACAGUUCAUUCAAAUUUUGAAUCACUCUGGGCCUUAUUAAACCAGGGUGAUGCUGGCUGCAGGAUGUCUGUAAAGCACUCCUAAGGUUUUAUUCUAUAGGUGCUAUUUAAAUUAUAAAUUUUGCAUAGUGGAGGUUUUAUUUCAGGUAUAAUAUCAAGUCUGGUUGGUAGAAAAAUCCUUAAAACUUUAAAAGUACUUAUUACAUCGUAUUUCUUUUAUGUUGAAACUUAUGGGUCCAUUAGAUUUCUGCUUUAAUCAAAACCACUUAUGAGCCUCUUAGAACUUUUUCAGAAGUCUCUAAAAUCUAUGCAAUGCUACCCAAAGGGUAUGGAUUAGAUAGGGGAUUUCAAAGGUCUCUUUUAGCUUCACGAAUCCUCAACUCUGAGCAACUCUAGCUGUUGCAGAGUGAUUUUAUAGCUGGAAAGCCCCUAAAACAAAGUAGGUUCAUUUGUGGGUAUUCAUGAUUUCACGAUAUCAUAAGUAUCAUGAUUUCGUAACACUCAGUAUUUUCAUGGAGAUAUUAUAAACCUUUAAGAAAUAAUAUAUUAACGUAGCAUUCAGUUAGCUUAUUAGCAUGUUGCCUGGAGAUGCUCUGUGGUAUUGUUCAAUCUCCUAAUUCUAUAUAAUGAUUUUUCCAAGUUACUCAUUUUCCAGGAAUUGGUCAAAGGAAAAAGCCUUAUGUACAGCCUUAUUUUAAGAGAAGGUUCCUUGUCGGAGUCAGGAACAUCCCCCAUUUCCAGCUGCUGCAACCCCUUUCAGUGUGUGAAUUCCACUAGUUACCAAAUCAUUUAGAAAACAUUUUGACAAAACUUAACCUCAAACAUUGAAUAUUUUAUGAAGCAUCUAUAAAGAAGCAAAUGAAAAUUUUGUUCGGUUAUUUAGCAAUUGGUGGAACCAGUUAGUAUCUAAGAUAUUUUAUAUAUGUAUAUGAAUAAAUGGGCCAAACGUGGAACUACCUCCUCCAAAAAAAAAAAAAAAAAUGUGGCCAACUAUUAAUAUACUUUGAGACGCUUAGGCCAAGAGGUGUGAUAAGCAUUUUUGCUAUUACAAAAUACACAUUCAGAAUCUUUGUUGUACAAAACUCAUGUAAUAAUUGGUGACACAAAGAAUCCAAAUGUGGGUUCACAUUUUAUAGGUGGUGAAAAUUGAGGCCUUACUGCUAUGAAGUGUACAUUAAAAUGUUCAUGGUGACACAUUUGAAGCAAUAAACGGCUUAAUUAAAUGCCUAAA